Messenger RNA from Coregonus clupeaformis (lake whitefish), 764 nucleotides. It is a transcript of the gene cabp5a, whose product is annotated as calcium binding protein 5a. The record is from RefSeq and is a predicted model, not a curated record. NCBI's taxonomy places the organism in Eukaryota, Metazoa, Chordata, Actinopteri, Salmoniformes, Salmonidae. The coding region runs from base 181 to 690 and encodes 169 amino acids. The transcript is spliced from 7 exons. Gene Ontology annotation, molecular function: calcium ion binding.
CCUCACAGAAUUCAAAAGUGUUGGCCAGUCAGACAGAGGCAGGGCAGACUGCUGAAAGAGGGAGUGGACACAUAUAGAGCAGAGGGAAAAAGAGGAGAAGAGAGAAAGAGGGCUAUCCACUCAUCUCCGACAGUGGGGAUAUUGAUGCACAUACUUGAGUGAAGAGGAAAAUAAAACGACAUGAGUUUAGGAGCAGCAUGUGUCUUCCUGAGGGGAGGGAAUCAUAUUGACAGAGAGCUGGCCGAUGAUGAAAUUGAAGAGCUGCGCGAGGCAUUUGCUGAGUUCGACAAGGACAAGGAUGGGCUGAUCAGCUGCAAGGACCUGGGCAACCUGAUGAGGACAAUGGGCUACAUGCCCACCGAGAUGGAGCUGAUCGAGCUGAGCCAGAACAUCAACAUGAACCUUGGUGGGAGAGUAGACUUUGAGGACUUUGUUGAGCUGAUGGCCCCAAAGCUGCUGGCUGAGACUGCUGGGAUGAUCGGAGUGAAAGAACUGAAGGAUGCUUUCAAAGAGUUUGACACGGACGGAGAUGGCGAGAUCACAACAGAGGAGUUACGAAACGCCAUGACCAAGCUAAUGGGGGAGCACAUGUCUCGUAGAGAGAUAGACGCCGUGGUACGAGAGGCUGACAACAACGGUGACGGGACAGUAGACUUUGAAGAGUUUGUUAGAAUGAUGUCACGCCAGUGAGAAGGACUUCUUGGAAAAAGUAUUAUUUCUCACACACACACACACACACACACACACACACACACACACACACA